AUGCGCAAGGCCAAAACUAACACGGCACGACUAGAUGUGAGAUUGGUCUCUUCCAACGUCCCUGCGCUAGACGGACCAGACAAUCCGUACCGACAACUCUCAUGGACGGCACUAUCAUCCCCGGUCCUCUUGGACACAAUAGUCUGCAUAGCUACGGAGCACAUGCUCAACUUUGGCCUGGGCAGCGUGUCAACAGCAGCGCACCGUCAACAACGCAUGCUCCGAACAAUUGGACAAAACCUGCGACUGAUUGAAGCCGGGAAUGGCUGUGAAACGAGAGACGUAGUAGUACCAACCAGAUCCUGCGAUCACGAGGCACUACUCACAGCAAUUGUCCUACAAGGGGUUGUCGUCGCCCAGUCAGAGGAUGGGAUCUUGGAACCGCAUGUCAGAUGCGCAUCAUUCCUCAUGCAGACGCUGGACUACUUUGACCAGAUACCACGCAGCGCCCUCACCCGGAUGGCGGUGCAACGGUUCGCCAUGGUUGACGUGAUGCUGGCCAUCGCGCGACAGCGACGGCCGUACGCACCUGGCAACUUCAUUCUGCACCAACCUGAUGCGGCGCGGUGGGACGGGACUGAGCCUUCUUUCCACGAGAUGACGGGAUGUCCCCAACCCCUGAUGUGUUUUCUAGUGAGGAUUGCGCAUCUUGCGUGUGACGUUGAGGAUCGCUUGGAGCAACAGGCGUCGAUCAGCGAUCUCCUCGCUCAAGCUCAUCGAUUAGAAAAUGAUCUCCGCUCAUGGGGUUCUCAUUAUACGGGUAUCACCUCAGGGUUGACGGGGUGUGAAAGCCGACCACCGCUAGACAUUCUCACGGAGUGCUAUUAUUGGACCGCUCAUUUACUACUCGCGCGACGCGUGUUUAGAGAUCCAACUCGCUGUCGCCGAGUCCAGCAUCUUACACAAACCUGUUUUGGCUUGAUGGAUCGUCUUUCUACAGGUUGUGGCCCCGACUCGUCACUGCCGCAACCAUUCUAUCUUGCAGCUCGGGAGGCUGUCACCCCGAGCGACCGUGCUUGGGUGCGACAGAAGCAUCGGUCGAUGACCGAGUACUAUCGGGAACAACAACGCAACAUGGCGAUGCGACUCACGGAGCGAGUCUGGGAGAUCACGGACGAGUUACAAUUGAAGAACACUGGCAUGAUUGAGAUUGACCCGGACCAGGCGGUUUCGAGUGCAGACAGACAGAUUAAAGCCCUAGAUGCAGGAUCUUGUUUGUUUGCAUUUUGA
Messenger RNA from Penicillium cosmopolitanum, 1230 nucleotides. RefSeq lists its product as uncharacterized. Gene Ontology annotation, biological process: positive regulation of transcription by RNA polymerase II. The transcript has 2 exons. Gene Ontology annotation, cellular component: nucleus. Lineage: Eukaryota; Fungi; Ascomycota; Eurotiomycetes; Eurotiales; Aspergillaceae. The record is from RefSeq and is a predicted model, not a curated record. The coding region runs from base 1 to 1230 and encodes 409 amino acids. Gene Ontology annotation, molecular function: transcription cis-regulatory region binding; DNA-binding transcription factor activity.